Messenger RNA from Striga asiatica, 867 nucleotides. NCBI's taxonomy places the organism in Eukaryota, Viridiplantae, Streptophyta, Magnoliopsida, Lamiales, Orobanchaceae. The record is from the annotation of a GenBank genome assembly.
AUGCCUUGCAGCUGGCCAGAGUGGUUUUCGAAGAAAAGGGGCGGACGAAUUUCAGCGCAAAGUAGCCGAGCCCCUCACCGCCACUCACGAGAUCGCCGCCGCCACAUGAAGGGGGGGCGGCCACGGAUUUGCACGAGGGGAAACCCGACGGGCACUGGCAUUUAUUCCCAGGGUAACAUGCGUAGUAAGGAUCACAUGCUGCGGGUCUACUGCACUCGUCCUGAGGUAUCCUCGUCGAGGACUGGGUCGGGGAAGAAUCGAGAAGCAUCAUGCUGCCCACGUGGAGUUAUUAUCAGCAGCAGCAGCAGCAGCGCCGCCAUCGGAGAAAAUGAACUGCCAGAAAUUGGCGGUGACAACGGCCGAGCUCACUUGGCCUCCAUCUUUAUUGAUGGUUAUCCGGGUGUCGCUGCUCAUGGACCAGUAAGGCUGCGGAGGCUUGAAAUUUGCGGAAAGGAUCAUGUCGCCGGAUUUAAUCUCGAGGGAUUAUUCGAACCCGGGUCGCUCACUAGCUUCAUCCCCUCGGAAAACUCCUGGUUCGACACGAGGGUGUCCGUGGGAUGGCUAAAGCUCUGCCAGAUCACGCUGUCGUCAUCACCAACCAGAACGAGAUUCCCAGAAUCUUGCAACUCCAUGGCAGAGACUCCUCUGUUGGCGGUGUUGGUGGACCAGAUGGUGGACCCGCCACUGAGCAUUUCCGGAGGUGUCGAACUGGAAAUUGUCAGAGUUACGGAUAGUGGAGCCUCUGUUGGCUGUCCAAAUUAUGGUGGAGCUCAUCUUGUGGAUGACGACGAGAAGAAACAGAGUGACGUCGGUGGGGGUGGUGGUGAAACCGAAGCCGAAGUUGGAAUUGUUGGACACGAGGAAUAA